Messenger RNA from Raphanus sativus (radish), 1187 nucleotides. RefSeq lists its product as uncharacterized. The record is from RefSeq and is a predicted model, not a curated record. Lineage: Eukaryota; Viridiplantae; Streptophyta; Magnoliopsida; Brassicales; Brassicaceae. Gene Ontology annotation, molecular function: mRNA binding.
UCGUCAAUCAGAAAGUCAUCAGAACAGAGCCACAAACUUUCUUCUGAACCAGCUUUUAGCAAUAGUAAUGACGAUGGACGAUGCCAACUCGGUCUACGUCGGCGGCCUCCCUUACGACGUCACCGAGGAAGCUAUCCGCCGUGUUUUCUCCACUUACGGCACCGUUGUCUACAUCAAGAUUGUGAAUGACCGGAGUGUAAGAGGGAAAUGCUAUGGCUUCGUUACAUUUCCGAAUCGUCGAUGUGCUGAUGAUGCUAUCCAAGACAUGGAUGGCAAAAGUAUUGGUGGGCGUCCUGUGCGUGUGAAUGAGGUGACAACAAGAUUUGGUGGUGGUCAAGGGAGGUUUCAACCACAAAGCCCUGAUGAUCAUCAUGGGAGAAGUGAUUUCAGUUACGAAAGGGCACGUGAACGGGAUAGGUCACGUGACAGCAGAAGGGAAUAUUAUUAUUAUACAGAGAAGAAGGAAAGAGCAGCAUGUGAUGAUGAUCAUGAUAUGCUGGAUAGAGAUGGUUACAAGGUCAUCAGGGUUUUGAAAGAAGGAGAUUGGCGUGGGGAUAGUGGUGGUAGUAGGGGAAUCAACGGGACCAGUUCUCACAACGAAACGAAGAGAGAAGAUAGUGGUACCAUGCUUGAUGGUGGGCGUGGCAGAGAUGGAAAAGAUCACUUGUCUAACUCAAGUGGAGAUCACAGCUUUCAGGUGAAAGAAGAACUGGAAGCGCUGAUUAAGACACAUGACGUGCUUCAAGAUGAGGUACUGGUGAUGGAAGAGAGAUUGGAAGUAAAAGAAGUUCUGUGCUCAGAGCUACAGAACAAGUUUAAGAGAUUGGAAGAUUUAUUGAACAAUGAAAAGAAACUGACUUCACAACGCCGAAAAGAAUUGGCAAAGAUACACAAAUCAUAUUCAAGGGUCAGAGAGUGCACGGACAGCCUGAAAGACUGCGAACAGGAACUCCAGUCACUUGUUAGUUCAGCAGCUAGAGAAGGCGUGGCUGGUGCUGCUGAUGAAGGUCUUGAAAACGGGUAUGUGUAGCUUUGUUUUAGACGAGCUUUAGAGAAUAUUUGAAUAUUUGUAUUAACGGAAUAUGAGAAUGAGAGUAAAAGGUUCACAAAAAUGAUACUAUAAGAGGCCAGAAACCUCUUCAAUUGUAAAAUAUUGAAAUGCUAAGCCUCUCAUACAUUAGUAGCUA